UUCCAAUUCAAUUUCCACAGAUCUCAAACCAUGUCGGGAAACGCGGGCAUGCAAGAGCUCAUCCCGAUUGUCAACAAGCUUCAGGACGCGUUCGCCGGCUUGGGCUUUGACAAUCCGCUCGAUCUGCCGCAGAUUGCCGUCGUCGGCUCGCAGUCGGCAGGCAAGUCGUCCGUGCUGGAAAACUUUGUCGGCAAGGACUUUUUGCCGCGUGGCUCGGGCAUUGUCACCCGUCGCCCGCUCGUGCUGCAGCUGGUCAACAGCAAGGGCCCCGAGUACGGCGAGUUUUUGCACAACAAGUCGAAAAAGUUUACCGAUUUCGACGAGGUGCGCAAGGAGAUUGAAGCCGAGACAGACCGCAUCACUGGCACCAACAAGGGCAUCUCGCCCGUCCCAAUCAACCUGAAGGUGUACUCGCCGAACGUGCUCAACUUGACCCUGGUCGACUUGCCCGGCAUCACCAAGGUCCCGAUCGGUGACCAGCCCACCAACAUUGAGUCGCUCAUCCGCGAAAUGAUUAUGCAGUUCAUUGGCCGACCCAACUGCCUCAUCUUGGCCGUCUCGCCCGCCAACUCUGACUUGGCCAACUCGGACGCCCUCAAGCUUGCGCGCGAGGUUGACCAGCAAGGUAUUCGCACGAUCGGUGUCAUCACCAAGCUCGAUUUGAUGGACGAAGGCACGGACGCCCGCGAGGUGCUCGAGAACAAGCUCAUCCCCCUGCGUCGCGGCUUUAUCGGCGUUGUCAACCGCUCCCAGAAGGACAUUGACGGCCGCAAGGACAUUAAGGCUGCCAUGUCGGCCGAGUUGCGUUUCUUCUCCACACACCCGGCCUACCGCGAUCUCGCCAACAAGAACGGCACCAUGUACUUGCAGCGCGUCCUCAACCAGCAGCUCACCAACCACAUUCGCGACACGCUGCCCGACCUCAAGAAGAAGCUGCAAAACCAGCUCAACCUUCUCGAAAAGGACGUGGCGCAGAUGAAGAACAUGAAGGCAGACGACCCAGCGCUCCGCACCAAGGUCAUGCUGCAGAUGGUCCAAACCUUUGGCGAAGAUUUCGAAAAGCGAAUUGAGGGUUCUGGCGAUGUGUCUCUGUCCGAGCUCUCUGGUGGUGCCAAGAUUGCCCGCAUCUUCCACGAGCGCUUCCCCUUCGAGCUGGUCAAGACCGAGUACGACGAAAAGCAGCUGCGCCGUGAAAUUUCCUUUGCCAUUUUGAACAACCACGGUAUUCGCACUGGUCUCUUCACCCCCGAUCAGGCUUUCGAGGCCAUUGUCCGCAAGCUCAUCGAGCUCAUGCGUGACCCGUCGCUCAAGUGCGUCGACCUUGUCGUCACCGAGCUCGGCAACGUUGUCACCCAAUGCGCCGAACGUCUUGCCACGUACCCCCACCUGCGCGACGAGAUGGAGAACAUUGUUCGCACCUUCCUGCGCCAAGCCCACGACCGCACCAACUCGCAGAUCGAGAUGCUCAUCAACCUCGAGCUUGCGUACAUGAACACCAACCACGACGACUUUAUCGGCUUUGCUGGCGCUUCGGAUCGUGCCAAGCAGGGCAAGGCAGCACCCGGCAAGGCCGUCUCUGCCCCCGCCAACCAGGUCAUCCGCAAGGGCUGGUUGUCGACCUCCACAGGCAUGCUCGGCACCCAGAAGGAGUACUGGUUUGUUCUGACGGCCGAGUCGCUUGUGUGGUUUAAGGACGACACUGAGCGCGACCAGCGCUUUGUUUUGCGCCUGGACGGCCUCAAGAUCCGAGAGGCAGACUCUGGCUUCCGUCUCGGUGGCGGCCGCAAAUUCGGCAUGGAGCUGUUCAACCCCGACCAACGGUACGUCUUCAAGGACCACAAGUCGUUCGACCUGUACACUGCCAACAAGGAAGAGCUCGACAACUGGCUCGCCUCGUUCCUGCGCGCCGGUGUCUACCCCGAGAAGGAGGGCAGCAACCUCGAGGACGACAUGUCCGCGUCGCUCGACCCGGCUCUCGAGCGUCAAGUCGAGACCAUCCGCAACUUGGUCGACUCUUACAUGGCGAUUGUCAGCAAAACCGUUCGUGACCUCGUGCCCAAGACCAUCAUGCACUUGCUUGUCGGGCAGGUCAAGGAUGUCAUCAAGAGCGAGCUGAUUGCCGGUCUGUACCGCUCUGGCGAGUCGGCCGAUCAGCUCAUGGAGGAGUCGCCCGAAGCAGCUUCGCGCCGCAAGGAGGUGUUGCAAAUGUACAACCUCUCCAAGGAGGCCCUCGAUGUCAUUAACAACGUCAGUAUUAGCACGACCAGCACUCCGCUGCCGCCCCCGAUUGCGUACGACGAACCUCCGUCCCCUGGUGCUGGCGCUGGUGGUCCGGAGCGUCGCGGAACUGUCGGGGCCCGCCCGGCUCCUCCGCGCCCAGUGUCGGUUGCAGCUCCUCCCGCAGGAGGCGCCCCUCGACCCACCCCUCCUGCGCCUGCCGCAGCGCGUCCUACGCCUCCGCCCGGCCCUGCUGCCGCUGCUGCUGCCGCUGCCGCCCCUGGCCAACCUUCGGUGCCCACUCGUCGCCCGCCGCCGCCCUCGAUGCCCCCGCGCCCGAAAUAAAGCGUCUGCAGGUGUUUGAUGUGUUUCCCCGUCUCUUUGUCGUUGUUUGAUGCUUUUUUUGCUGGCUUUUUCCCUCUGCUGUUUGACCCCACCAAAAAACCCGUUUUCCACUUUUUUUUUCUUCCUCCUGGUUUUUGUUGGUGGUUUUGCUUUUCCAAAUACAAUUUUUGCC
Molecule: messenger RNA, 2734 nt
Organism: Capsaspora owczarzaki ATCC 30864
Lineage: Eukaryota; Filasterea; Ministeriida; Capsasporidae
Product: dynamin 1
Exons: 3
Coding region: 31-2562 (843 amino acids)
Cellular component (GO): membrane; cytoplasm; microtubule
Molecular function (GO): GTP binding; microtubule binding; GTPase activity
Source: RefSeq, a predicted model, not a curated record